Messenger RNA from Onthophagus taurus, 632 nucleotides. Lineage: Eukaryota; Metazoa; Arthropoda; Insecta; Coleoptera; Scarabaeidae. The record is from RefSeq and is a predicted model, not a curated record.
GUUUUUUUAGUAACACAAACAUAACCUAAAAUUGACGAACAACAUAACCUACAUCAUUUAUACAAGUAUUUCACAAAAACGUGUUAUUAUUAUUUCGUUUAAGCAUGUCUCGCCCGGAACAUUUAGCACCCCCGGAAAUCUUUUACAAUGAAACCGAGGCUAAAAAAUACACACAAAACACCCGGAUUAUCGAAAUUCAGGAGCAAAUGUCUGAGCGUGCAAUCGAGCUAUUAUUACUUCCGGAAGACACCCCAUGCUUUUUACUUGACGUUGGUUGUGGUUCUGGGCUUAGUGGAGGUGUUCUCGAAGAACAGGGCCAUUAUUGGGUUGGUAUGGACAUUUCCACACACAUGUUAGAUGUAGCAACAGAAAGGGAAGUUGAAGGUGAUUUAAUGCUUGUUGAUAUGGGGCAAGGAUGUCCAUUCAAAGCAGGAGCUUUCGAUGGGGCUAUUAGUAUAUCGGCUUUGCAAUGGUUGUGUAACGCUGAUAAAACUGCUCAUAAACCGGUGAAAAGACUUUAUAAGUUUUUUAGCACUUUAUAUGCUUGUUUGGUAAGUAUGUAAGAGUUUAGUUCAUAAAAAUUAACUUUCCCAAUUAAAUUAAGUUGUAGAAAGUAAUUAAUUAUAAAAAUU